GGUGAAUAUGAUGAGGAGACUCGCUAUCCCGAGACAAAAACUCUGACUAUUGGACAAUUUAAGUUGGGUCUGUGCCAUGGGCAUCAGGUGGGCCAUGAGUGAGUGGGUUGCAGAGUGGGAGAUGGGCCACACAACCUGAGGGGUCCGCAUCCCAAGAGGUCAGUCCACUAGUCAAGCCCAGAGGAGGCCCAUUAGACAGAGCUCAUCUUCGCAUCAACCGCAAAGCCACGGUUUCAAUCUCAACGGCUUAUAAUUUUAAAUUUGAAUUUCGAAUUUGUGAGCGUAUGUUUUUGACCUUUUCUCUUUAAGCAUCAACAAGUCGCAGUGGGGCAGGUCAGGUAGCCGUUCGACACCUUCCUUUCUUCAUCACCACCGUCCGUUUUCUUCUUUAUUCCCGCGCCGCGGUUAGGAAUUUUAAUUCCUCUCUUAAUCCUCCUCCACGUGUCAUCAUUAACGUUUCAUAACCAGCGUUUACUCGAACAUUUACACGUGUCGCUUCCACAGCGCGAGUACAUACAUGAAAUAUUUGAGUUUAAGAUAUGGAUGACAGUUUCCUUACUUUCCCGCCUAAUUCCUUUUUACUGUUUAUUUCAUUUUCUGAAUUUGACUAUAAAUUCCCCAUUCCAAGAGCUCCACUCACCGCAAGGAUUUGUGUAUACCAACUAGAAUCAUUGUCGCUUUCAAUCGGAGCGGGGGAGAGAGAGCGGAAAAUUCUACUUUUCAAUCCCAGAUUAACAGAGCCAUGGAAGAAUCCAUCAAGGAGCAGCAAUCCACUCCACUUCCUGGAAAUUCAGCGAGACCGAAGCUUCAGCGCUAUACUUUGCGAUCGGGGACCAAGUCGAAGGAGGAGAAGCCUCCUGUGCGUGAAUUGUCGAAUCCUCCUUCUUCUGCUUCAAGGAGGGGAAGAUCUGUGUCCAGUGUGAGUAAAAGUGUUGGAGUCCUUGAUCUGUCUGCCAAGGACAAAUAUGCUAAACCACCAAGAAGGCUGUCUAUUCCAACUAAAAAUGUAAGCCCAACUCGAAAAUUAGUUGGCAACAUUACGCCAAUAUCAGAGGUCCGGAGGACUGCCAGAAGCCAGGGGAAAAGUGACACACCUGUUUCUGAUGUUUCACGGUCAAGCAAGAAAAAAUUCAACCUAUUGUCUUCUACAUCAUAUUGGCUAUCACAGAUCAAGCUCUCUGAAGCUGCUUCUAAGCAUCCUGUGUCGCUUGGAUUUUUUAAACUUGCAUUGGAGGCAGGGUGCAAGCCUCUUCAUCGGAUGCGGGAGGAACUAAAGUCCUACAUAGAUCGUUGCAACCUUGAUGAAAGUGAACAAACGGUGAAAGAUUUGCUUGAAAGCUACAAUUCAGCCGAAGAAACAGAGCAACUGCAGGAUUCUGAAACCUUUUCUCAGGGACCUGAAUUGGGAACAAGGUCUUCAGAUGAGGAAGUUCAUAGCUCUUCAUCCACAGUGGAGCCUAGGAAACUCAAACCAAAAUCCUUGAACACCGAUGUCACCAAAACUACUACCCCGGUCACUGGGGUCAAGCAGAGAAAUCUUACUACAACACCCACGAAUAGGGGAUUUUGGAAUAAAAAUGCUGCCCCAAAUUCAACUUCAGAGACAGCGAAAAGAUCUGUGAAGAAACAGCCUCAUAAGCCAAACAAGCAAGAACCCAUUCAAGUAAAGGAAAAGGCCAAGAAACAUGGAAAGAAACAGCUCAGCGACAAGGCUCCAGGCAGCACAAGCCCUGAAGAAGAUUCAGUGCAAUCAAACAAAGAAAAUUUGGAGUCUCCACCAAUUGAAGUGACAUCGACAGAAGAAGUGAUAUGAAGAAGAUUCUAGUGUUUUGUCCCUGUCUUAGUAGUUUGUGUGUGUUUUGAAGUAGGGUGAUUUCUUUCAAGUACAGGAGAGAUGAAGUGAAAGUGUCAGCCUGUGGUGUGUGCUUUCUUCUGGUCAUAAACAUAAUAGUUUCUAAGUCAUGUCGUCUUUUGCUAGAUACAUAUACAGGAGGUAUUACUGUCAUCAAUUGUAUUGAAAUCUUUGAUAGUUGAUCCAUUGUUUUUAAAGUGUUUCAGCUUGGAAUUUAUAGAAUCAAUGUUCUCUGAUAAUGAUUUUAAACACUCUUAAA
Molecule: messenger RNA, 2111 nt
Organism: Cucurbita pepo subsp. pepo (vegetable marrow)
Lineage: Eukaryota; Viridiplantae; Streptophyta; Magnoliopsida; Cucurbitales; Cucurbitaceae
Source: RefSeq, a predicted model, not a curated record